Messenger RNA from Cynoglossus semilaevis (tongue sole), 9445 nucleotides. RefSeq names its product leucine zipper tumor suppressor 2. The transcript is spliced from 8 exons. The record is from RefSeq and is a predicted model, not a curated record. The coding region runs from base 5865 to 7937 and encodes 690 amino acids. Gene Ontology annotation, biological process: negative regulation of canonical Wnt signaling pathway; cell division. Lineage: Eukaryota; Metazoa; Chordata; Actinopteri; Pleuronectiformes; Cynoglossidae.
AAUAUAAAUUAGUUUCACAUCUUUAGAUGUCAUCAAAUGUAAAUAGUGCCUUUGUUAUGUUUUGUUUUCUGAGGCAAAAAGUCCUAUGUUUAUUUACUACAGUAAAAAGCAGUUUAUUUUGUAAGAACGGUCUCACCAGAAAUUAAUACUUUAAAUAGUAAAAUACAAUGGCAAGAAAAGAAUAAACAAACCAAACAAUGGAUUGUCUCUCUUUAGCUCCUAGCUCUACAGGAUGUUACAGUAAGGGGUUCUUGGCCUGAACACAUCUGCAGAGGUCAAGUGCUAACCUCAGCAGAGUGGGAGGCCUGGGCUGUGGAGGCCUGGCAGUGGGAGGACAGAGGUGAUCAGCACUCAACAGUUCUCAGGAGAUUUCUUUAUUAGCACAUGGCAAGCUUCCCCCCUCAGAGAAACAGCUUUGUCAUCAUAUCAGGGUGUUGGCAUCAGUGUGAAGUUCUAAAUGUGGCCACUGCACAUUACAUCACAUAUUAAUUCCUCUUCAAAAUGAGGGUUCUAGGCUAUUAUAAUCCUGUCUGAUCCUUGUUCCAAAAAUAACGGCUUUUUUUAAUUUUAAUUUUAAUCAGGUUCUAAAUUAAAAUAUUUUUUUUCAACAAUUUAUCUUCUAAUAAUAUUCAUUCAUACUUCGAUUGCCAGAAACAUAACUCUUCAAAAUCUCUGGCUUUUGGAGCUGAAGAAACUCUAAAUAUACAUCGAAUUACUCUGUACUCUUGAAUUUCUUAUGCCUAUGUAGAGACAUUGUGCACUGUUAUUACCAUUGUAAAUACAAUGUUCCCUGUGAAAGCAGCAUUACAGUACGUGAUGAUUGAGGUGCAGUACUAGUCGUAGUUAGAGGGAGCGAGAAACAGACAGACCUCAGGAAAAAUAUGUGGACGGUUGGAAAAGCCUUGAGGGAAAAAAUUAGUGAGAGAAGUGUUGGUGGGUUUGUGAUAUUUAUCUUCUUUAUGGUUUUCUGGUUGCCCUGUGUCAAUAACGACUGCUUUCUUUGUUACGCCACUGUGAAAGAUGUCCUUAAGCUGUUUCAACCCAAGGUCAAACCCUUCUGCAGCCUUUACAUGCAACAGUUGGAGCACAGCUAGAGGAGAGAAACCUUAGAAGACAGGACAACAAUGGGAACAGACUGAGGAGUGUUCAACUGUAAGGCAACGUGAAGACUCUGCUGUGUUUAGUUUUUCCCAGGGCUAAUUGUGUCAAACGAAGCACUGAUUAGGGUUAUGUGGCUUCUUUGUCGUGGUUCAUGUCACAGUGUAGAAUGUACUCGUGUGUUUUGCUGGAUGUCGACUGUAAGCAGUGACGAUGCACAUUUUCCUGAACACACGGUAGAUUGUUUGGUGUUUGGUGUUGAUAUGCUGAGUGAGUCAACAGUCUUACAUGCGUUCAGCCUCUUUUAUAUUAGUGAAAAAAGAUCAGAUUUUAAAUUUUGUAUUUUUCUUUCUAUAUAAAAGUUUGUCUGCCUGCUGGAACAAUAGUUGCUGUACGUGGAUUUGUAUCUGUAUAUGGGAUUUCCUGUAGUAGCUGGAAAUAUGUGGGCUGUUAAGGAUCUGCUGUAGUGGCACAACACGACAUAAAAAACACAGUGAGGUUACACACCACACAUGCAAUAUGUUGACAAAACACAGCUAACAUUCACGGCUGGCUUGGGCCGCUUUUCCGCCCUCUCCUAAAUAAGAGCGAGAGAUUUGUUUUUUAAAACAAAAAGCUGUGGCAAGAGUGAGAAUUGAAAUACCAACACAAACUAUGGAAGCUGAACACUCUACAGCCGUAGAUUGGUUCUCAAACCAGUAAAUGAAGAAAACAAAUUUUGCUUUACAGUACAUUACCACAUUCUGCUGGAGCAUAUGAACACAUCAGGUGUCUCUCUGUCUAAAUGUAACCAUUUUUCUAGUUUACCUGAAGCUGUGUGUGCAGUGUGCCUCUCAGCCUGAGACCACAGUGUCUGUAAUAGCCUUUCACCACCAAAGCUGUAAUUUUUCAUCAUUUCAGAUUUGGCUAAUGACCGUAUCUCAAUGGAAAUUGACCAUGGUACCGGUCUUGGCGUUCUAAAUGGUAGGUCACGUUGUUGGUUUUUUCCCAGAAGUUAUUUGACUUUGACUGGCUUUGUUUGCUUUUGUCAUUACAUAAAUUAAAGAUAAAGGGAAACAGUGGCAAACUAAAUACCAUCCAGCUGGGAAUAACAGCAUGAGGAUGCUAACCUUACCUCAUGAAAGGUGAUCAAAAUAUCAUAAAUAAAUAAAUAAUACUUCUGGUAAUUAAAGGUUAAUUAAACAAAAUACCUUUUAACAUGACAAGAACUAAUAGGAAUUUCCCCAGAAAUGUCACCUUACAUAAAGAAAAUCCCCAAACCUAAAUGUUAGGACCUGACUUUGAAAGAAAGAGUCCCUGGUCUUUGUUCCGUUUGCCUCAAAGUCCCUUUCAUUAAAAUCACGUGGUGACUAAGAAGCACCGAGGUGGGUGGCUGGAGCUCUCCCACUAUUUCUGAAGCACUCAAAGCUAAGCUGUUUUGCUUGUUGGCCUUUGUUGACCUUUUACUUCAUCUCUAAUGUGCACACUUAAACAACAAUAAUCUUGUUGACUUGCAGAGAACUCUUAACAUUUGUAUUUUUAAGUGCAAAAAUGAAUCACAGCACAAAGGGCGGGAACAUACUGCAUGUAUUCAUAUGUCAGUUCUGAAGCAGCUAAAGAAGAGAGAAACUGUCUGGGUUUCUUGAAGGCGUUCACCUCUCAUCCAUGAUGCUUCUUUUGGAUCAAACACUGCUGUUUUCAGUGACCUGGAUGACUAGAACCUAACCUACAUAGACAUACUUUAGAUUUUUGAAAGAUGUAGACACAGCUUUGUUUUUUUUGUCUUGUUCCUCUGUUGACGUUUGCGUCAAGGAUAUAUUUUAAGCAACAGGUCAUCGUUCCAUGUCACUUGUGGAUGAUUACAAUCCCAAAAUGAAUGUGUGAAAAACCUGCUACCUUCUUCCCAUGAGCUCGGCUUUGAUUGGCUGUGGUGAUUAGUGUUUCCAUUAUAGUCACAGCUGCUGCAGGGAGGUCCACAUGUGCUGAUGUACAGCUCUCUCCCCAUCACAUUUUUGUUGUCAUGCUCUUUUCUCCUGCCUCAGCUGCACUCAUAUCCCACUCACCAACUCUUUUGUUGUGUCACCGCUAUUAAUCACCUCAGUCGCUGACUGUGGUGUGGCUCAUGUAUUCAAAAAAAGGGAAAAAGUUGAUGUGAUUUAAUUGUAAUAUGUUGAUAUGCAUCCAACAUUAGAUUUGCUCUCUGUUGACUUCUGACCCCCUGGACUACCAGGGGGUGACAUGGUUUUCAAAACAGUUCUAAGGAACCCCGUUCUAUACAUUGCAUCCAUAAAAAAGCUAAAUGAAAAGCACAUAAAUGAUGGAUUUGAUGAGCGGCUGCUGAGUUUUUAAUUUUUGUAAACAGCGCAACUGGUGUUAAUGGAUGGAUGAUAAACCAUGUGAUUGAUUAAAAACUAAAAAUAUUUUACGAUCCAAAACAAUAAGUCGUGUGUACAAACCAGUCUAUACGCAGAAGUAUACAGGGGAGUGGUGGUGAUGCAGAGGUAAAGAGGAUGUAGGUGGAAUGAAGGUUCAGAUCAGAUGAGAUGUGGGUGGUGGGAUGAAAAGACCAGCAGUAGCUACGUCACAAUGUUGCAUAAGAGCUUACACAGGAAGUGGAGAAAUGGAUGUGAGGUGAAAAGGUGGAGAGCCUUUAGAUCUGCCUCUGUACUGGGAUCCAGGAUCCAUACAUCCAUCUCUACAUUAUUAAUUCAAUGUAUUCUAAUUUCUCUCAUUUAAAAUACUAUUAUAUUCACUUUUACAAAACACAAAUGUUCAUUUGUAAAAAUAGAAAUGUGUUUUUAAAGCUUUAUUUCAUAUCAUAAAUACAAUAAUUGUGCUCACCUAUAAAAAGAGAAGUUUAAGACAACACAGAUAAUAAAGUUGUCCUAUUUCAGUUUCAGUUCGGUGCAGCUUCUGGCCUAGUGGCCAGAGGUGUGUUGUAGCUCCUGUAUGUCCGAAGCUCCAGUGUGUCUCUGACAGUAAUCACUGUAUCAUGGAAGAAUGAGAUGUGGAGAGAUUUGAACUUAGAAUAUGGAUAGUUCUAUUACUUAAGUGGUCAAAGAACAUAUGUGUAAUUGUGGGUUCACAUAUUUAAACUGUAGAAAGGGAUGGUGUUUUCCCAGAGUAUUUCCGGAAUGAGGGAGGAUAUUUGAGGUUUGGGGUGAAUUAUGUUAAAUGUUGAUGUCUGGGAGAGUUCACAGUUUUGUUUUGAUUUUUGUUGUUGGCAGUGUUAGAGUAACUGCACUUGGUUUCUGGCAGAUCGUCUCCUUUCUGUCCAAACGAAGCAAACCAUUUGUGGUUUCAUUAAAUAGCUGCAUUAUUUCAUCAUGAACAAGCACAGAAAUUCCAUCUGUCUUUUUGUAUUAUGCUGUUGUUUUGUUGACUCCAGCUGUAUGGAUGUAGUCAUUUGUCUUGUGAAAACACAUUGUAGUAAAGUAAAGAGACAUCUUGUUAUCAUUACAGUACAUUAAAAAUGUGUGCUGGUGGUAAGGUUUCACUGCUUCUUCCUUACCCUUAACCCUUAUUUAUUUAUUUUUUUAUUUUUAACAAUUGGCUUUGUUCAGGGUGUGUUUUUCCUGCUGUGCCACACUGGGUAUGAACUUUGCUGGAACCUUCCGCACUGAGUACAACAUUAGUCUAAUCGUUCUGGGAUGGCAGUGUUUAGACAGGACGCCACCCUGUUCCUUCUGCUGCACCUGCCUGUGUGUGUUUACUCAGUGUAUGUUCAUGUGCUGCUGUGUGUGUGUGUAUACACCUGAUAUCCUGGUAAAUACAAAACUCCAUUUAUCCACAUUACUUCUUCUCUAUUACUCAACCCCGUCUUGAAGAUAUCCUGAUUUAUUUACCACACUCCACCCUGCUUAAUGUAACCUCUUGACCACUGCAUACAUACUUAAAUCAUAAAUGUACUGCAUGCCAUUGGCUCCUGGUAGUGUGCAAAAUUGCAUAGACUAAUGCUGUUAUUUGAUAUAUUUUGAUUGGCCCGGGAAGAUACUGUAGUAAAAUAUUCCACCCCUGGAUAAACAUCUAAUGUCAAAACUCUGUUAUAUUGUAUAUGUUGUGUUUUGGUUGUUUUUAGAUAUAUGUGAGUUUCUAGGGAAUUCAUUUUAAUCAGCUAUUGUAAGUAAACCAACAUUUGUCAUUUGUAGAAGGCAGAAAAAUAUGUUCUAAACUGCAGAACAUGAGACUGUAACAAGAUCAUAACAAGAUCCCAAAAGGCUUGACAUCUUUAAGGAGGAGUUGGGACAUAAACAGUAAUUAAAAGAAAAUUAUAAAAUAAAAUAAAGAAAACCUUAUUUAAAAAUAGUUCUACCAGUUCCAGAAAAUAUUUUAUUUUUUGAUGAACAACAAUACUCUUGUCGAUCCUGAUCCGAUGUAUGUGAGUCAGUUAACAUUAGAAACAAAGGUGCCUCUGGCUGAUGAAUAAGAGAUUAGAUGCUUCUCUUCCUGUUGCCCCCCGUCACAGUGGCAGAUGAGAGGAGCAGUUUUCUUAACUGAACACCUGUUUGUGAUUCGUAGGUCGAGUAGCAGCAGCAUCUUGAACAGACCCUUAGUUCCACAGUGGACUGUGGAAUGGUCCUGUCUCAGCAUGACGUCAGUCAGCUGCCUCAGAAUAAUCUGGAUUGAGUAACAUUACAUUCUGGGAGUUAGGAGGCAGAGGAAAAGAGCAUGAAGAGCCACUCACCAGUGUGAGCUCCUGGGAUGUCUGCGCCUCAUGCUUUCUGAGACCUUCAACAGCUAAAUCAGGGCGUCAUUGACAGAGCGUGUGGCCCCUCUGAUCUGUCACAAUGGCCCUGGUUCAGGCUCUGCCCAUAUCUGCUGAGUCCCAUGGCUCAGGCCUCACUGGAGGAGCCCGUAGAAGACACCACUCUGGCCCUUCACCCCCCAACGUUGCUCCUCUUUCACACCCUACCCUGGAACCUAUGGGCUCUGUCAGCAGCCUCAUAGCAACCCGACCGGGCCCCUACCAGGACCACCGCUCUGGCUGGCGCCCCACUCCAGGGGCCUCACGCCUUGACAGCGAUUCGCCCCAGCAUCACUUCCUGCAGAACAUCUCGCCGAUCAAGAAACAAAGCUCCACAGCGUUCAUUAGGGGGUUGGAGAAGGAGAACGGGAACUACACCUAUCUGAACGAGAACUAUAUCGGAGACUGGAAUGAGAAUCUGGCAGCAGCCGCCAGUCCACACAGUGACGCAGAUGACACCAAGGAGGGGUUGGAGUUGAAAGGGAAUCUUGGGGGUCCUCCUCCAAAACUGAUCCCUGUGUCAGGAAAACUUGAGAAGAACAUAGAGAAAACAGUGCUGCGACCCACAGCCUUCAAACCUGUCAUUCCAAAAAACCGCACGUCUAUGCAGUACCUCUCUCCUCGCAAUUCUGCCAACGUACCUGAGAGUCAAACCAACCUGAACCUGCUCAGCCCUACCCACACAGGAGUCUCGCCCUCCUGCUCUGAAAAACGCAGCUUGUACAGCGGAGCCCGUAACAGUGGCCCUGGAGGCAGCAGUCAGUCCUGUUCUCUGUCUGACUCCGGACGUAACUCCCUCUCCAGCCUGCCACCGUACAGCAGCACUGGCUACAGCCUGGCCUCAGGUGAAGCCUCUGCAGCCCACCUGGAGGCCAUGAAGAGUGCUCCACCUGUCAGUGCACACGCACACUAUAAUUCAGACAGUGGGCGUUCAUCCUCAAGUAAAAGCACAGGCUCGGGCUCCCUUAACGGCCGGGGACAGCCUUUAUCAGACUGUGGGUCCAGUGGACGCUCCCCCGGUUCUGUGGACGGGUAUGAGGGGGUGGUGAGAGAUCUGGAGGACAAACUAAGGGAGAGAGAGCUGGAGCUACAGCAGCUCAGAGACAACCUGGAUGAGAAUGAAGCUGCAAUUUGUCAGGUCUACGAGGAGAAACAGAAACGUUUUGAACUGGAGCUGGAAGAGCUGAGGCAGAGCUGUGCCACCAGGAUGCAGGUGGCGUCACAGAAAUCCCAGCGUGCACAGCAGGUCCUCCAGAUGCAGGUUUAUCAGCUCCAGCAGGAGAAGAAGAAGCUGCAGGAAGACUUUGCUCAGCUCCUGAAGGAGAGGGAGCAGCUGGAGGAACGCUGCACUUCCUACGAGCACGAGAAGAUCCAGCUGGGACCACGACUGGAGGAGACUAAAUGGGAGGUCUGUCAGAAGUCAGGGGAAAUCUCUUUGCUGAAGCAGCAGCUGAAGGAGGUGCAGGGAGAGUUAGCCCAACGCGUUGGGGAGAUUGUGUCGCUACGAGGUCAGCUAAGAGAAACUCGUGGGGACUUGACCAACACCCAGGUCCUGCUUCAGGAGGCUCACGGCACGAAUCGCACACGAACUCUGGAGCUAGAGGUUUGCGAGAACGAACUUCAGCGUCGCAAAAGUGAGGCGGAGCUGCUCAGAGAAAAGGUGGGACGUCUUGAGGGAGAGCUGGCUCAUCUCAGAGACGCUCUGGCCAAUCAGAGCUCAGGAAACAGACAGUGUCAGGUGUUUCAGGAAGCAGAGGAGCACCUGCUUAGCUACGAAAGUGACGAGGCGAAGGCGCAGCGCCAGAGCAGCAGUGAGCCCUUGCAGAACAUGACCAUUCAGAUGGACAGGAUGAGGGCGGAGCUGAACUUCGAGCGGCAGCGAGCCGAGCAGCAAAUGGGAAGUUUCGAGGAGGAGCGCAAGAUAUGGCAGGGGGGAAAAGACAAAGUAAUAAGGUACCAAAAACAGCUGCAGCAGAACUACGUGCAGAUGUAUCGCAAGAACCGGGAGCUGGAGCAGCUGCUGCAGGACCUCAGUCAGGAACUGGAGAGCAGGGACGAUGACGAGGGCAGCGGCAAUGAGAUCAACUUUGAUGAGGUCGCCGCCACAGAAAUCUGACCCCCGUCUCAUCAUUGUUUCAUUUGCACUACUGUCAGAAUCACAAUAAUAGCCACAGAGAAGCCACAUGUUUGGUCUCCGUAGCACAUACACAAAUCUGCAGCAGAAAAUCAAUCAAAAAGUUGGUUCUGCCAUAUUGGUCUGGUUCUCUGAAGAGUCUCAGUCUGUGAGUCUUCAUCAGACCAUGUCAGUCCUCUGUGUUAGUGUUCAUAACUAAACCAAGACACCAGGCGGCCAGUCCUCCUUAUCCAUGUAGACCAGUUGUUGUGUUUGAAUCAUUUUAACGUCCGCCAGUCUUCUGUGCUAAUAAUGACUCCACCUGCUGGUUGGGCUAUACUCCACCUGUAUACUCCCACUCCCACAAAUGUAGUAGUACUCACUGCAUUACUCAUUCUAUUUGUAGUUUUUCAAUCAGAGCCAACGCUGCUGUCAAGUAUGUUGGUUUAAACACAUCCAUGUGGCAAUGAGAAAAUAUGACCACGCCCCCUGGAACUACAGCAUUGUGUACAUUGAUGUUUUCAUGUAGAAGCACACAGGUUUGUUAGGUGUAAAUAACAUCAUGGCCGUCUGUUCAGUUCAGUGUCAACAAAAAUCAUACAAAUAUUUUACCUAAUCUUAUUUAAAUUCCUAAUAAGCACCUUUCUUUUUCCGACGACCAUUAAGAGUGCUUUACUUGUUAACAAAAAAGAGUCCGCAAUUGAACCCACAACCUUCCAGUUGAAACGGUAACAGCUCAAGCUACUGAUCCACAGCCUAAUUGUGCACAUAUCAGCUCACAUGGUCUCACUCUGUCUGUAGAGAGUGGGAUUCAACUGUUAUUGGUGUAAACAUGACCUUUAUGACAUUUUAUACUGUGGAUUGUUCUAUUGUUAUUAUUCUACUACAUACAUGUACCUGCCCUGUGUGAACGUGAGUAACAAUGACAUUACCCCAAGUUUAGCAACGUAACUGCAGCUUUAAUGAAUAGACACAUUUUAUAUUUAGCCAACUGUUGCUCAGAUGUGUGAAAACAUCAGCAACUGAAGGGAAUUCCUGCACUGAAUGGUGGGUAAUUUUGGAUCAACUCCGAACACCCUGCACCAGGAUAGAGUUUGAUCUUCAUCAGUUUAAUACGUAGACUAUUCGGUCUAAUCACUGUUACUACACAACAGUGGACUCACUUGUUCCUUCAUCACUGCAGAUUUAACUCUAAUCCUCCCUGGGAUUAAUUCUAAAGUGUUAAGUUUCAUUCCAGAGGUGUGUGUGUGUGUGUGUGUCUGUCUGUCAACACCUCUACAGAGUACAAACAUAGCCACUGUGAACAGACCAAAGCAAAUGUCGCACGCAUUAUGGUUUGCUCCUCCAGUAUAAAAACAAAGCCUGUGUUUUGAUUGUUGGUGUGGAUGUUAAUUCUGGAUGUUCAGUGUGAUUUUAUAAUCCACAAGAUUUGUAUGAAGACAUUAAAUGUAUAUUUUCAUUCUGUACAUUUAUUGAACAAACCUAUGUUUUUGAAUAAAAAAGACAAAUGU